AUGCGUGUUCUUCACUGGUUUCGCAAGGGAUUACGUCUCCAUGACAACCCGGCACUUCUCGCUGCGUUGCAACCCCCGGCGUCCAGACGAGACGGCGGUGCAGCUCCAGUGGAGCUGUUGUUUGUUUACAUACUUGAUCCCUGCUUGCCCGAUCACAUGGACAUGGGGUUUCGACGCUGCAGCUUCCUCUUGGAGUGCCUCCAGACCCUGGACAAGUCACUCGCCAGCAUGAAUCCCGAAUUUCGUCUGUUGACUCUUCGCGGACGUCCGGAAGAGGUUUGUGACCUUUCAUGUUUGCUCUCCGCUAGCCCUGGGAACCUUAGCGUUCGAGGCUGUUUCCUCAGCCCCGGUUGAAACCAGUCAGUCCGAUGCCUCCCUUAUCUUGAACCCUCAGACAUCACUGGGCUGAAUUAUAUAAAUAAGAUUAUACCACUCCCACCGACUCCCUCUGGUCUGCCAGUGCCCUCCACAUUUCUCGUCAGUAAAUGACGUCACAUGGCUGCGUCAACUGCAACUGCAGCAGUUUUGAGGCAACAGUCUAUUAGCGCUCAUGAAAUCAUAUUAUGUCCUCUAACGACUGGUUUGGGUUGGAAAAUGCCUUUCCGUUCUGGAACAUUCAUACAAUGGCUGCGUUGAAGACGGAGUGGGGGGCGUCCCGUUCUCCCCUGCGGCUCAGGCCUAAAGUCUACACAGGCGGUCGCACAGCGACCGGAAGUCCAUAACUCGAGAAGAGCAUUACCAACGCAUACUAGACUUGACGUUUCUGGCCCAUUUUCCGUCGUCAUUCAGUCUCGCUAGCCCCAUACCCUCCGCUGUGUUUCUGCCCGCGUGAGCUCUAGACUGGGAAGAACGAAACGUCCUUAUUUCGUCCCGAGACCAGAGUGAAUCGAUGAGCGAUAUGUUCGUGUGACUUUGAGUAGCCGGUUGAAAACGGGUAUAAGUACCCCCAAUUAGAUGUGGCUUUGAGCUAAAUUCCGGGACGGUAACUAUUUCCGUGUUCUAACUCUAACCCUAACUUCAAACCUGACGUUAACCAGCCACUAAUAAUACCGAAUUUUCUUAGUUGCGAACUCUAGGACAUUACUUCGUGGACCAGUGGUAGAAAUUUCCGCUAAGUGUUUAUGAACAGUGAGCUUAGCCAAUCAUUUAUGUUCUCUGUGAAUGGUGCUCUUGAUUGCCCCUUUGCCAGUCCCAGGCGAAAUAAUCAAUGAAAAUAAGGUUAGGGCAAUGGUGGAAGGAGCGCUCACUGAUCGCUCUUACGGAACUCACACAUCCCGUUAUGCCUUACGGGCUGUCUCUCUCGAGCCCAACCAGCAGCCGCACAGCGGCGCAUGAUAUAGGCAGAGUGUUAUUACCGAGAAAGACAAGGGAGACUGGAAUGGCUAUUUCUGGCUCAUUAGUCGUCGUCAGCCAGUUAUACCCAACCUCGAAGUGUGGAACACCUGAGUCUCGAUCCCGCGGCCUGGUAGUUAGAAGUCCAACGCCUCUAACCACUGAGCCACGGGCUCUUUGUUCUGUCGGUUAGGACAAGUCAAAUACAUAAAUAUAGUCCUCUUCCCGAUCAGUACCCUAAAUAUUUUCUGUACACGUCUAGGCCGCUCUUUUGCGAUCGGCUGUCGAAGGCUGGGGAUAGCCGGCGCUGUGGAAAAUGGAUCUAUGGAUCCCGUUUAUUUCGUCACUCUAAAGUCCUUAUCUUGUUAUUUACUGCAUUUGCUACCCGUAUCCACUUCAACUGGCUUCAUGUUGGUGUUUUCAGGUCACGACAAUAUGGCGUGGAUGAAAAUCCUAUGGACCUAGAGACUAAGAUGUUGGGAGCGUUUUUGCGAUAUUCACAUGACUCCCCAAAGCCCAGUGGUCGGCGCCUUCCUACCGAGUCUAAAUCACUGAUAGCGGACGUUGAUACUUUUUUUUGAAAUCAGACUUCUGCGAUUGUUUUUUUUGCUGGUCAGUUUACAAAAAAGGAGGUUACCGGAGCAGACGCUUGAGCUGUUGACGUUUCGGAGAUCUUGGUCGACUCAUCAUUGGGAGAGCGUUUGGUGCACAAUACCUUUCAUAAAUGCUAAUGGUUUGCCUUGUGCUGAUGUAUUCUCCUCCUCCUCCUCCUCCUCCUCCUCCUCCUCCUCCUUCUCCUUCUCUUUCGCUGCCUCGGGCAUUUGGCGGACUUUUAACGGGUCUCACGGUUGAAUCAUCACCUCGAUGGAAGACGACUGAGCCUCUGCGGAGGCAUUUCGAUCUGAAGGCUCUCUUGCCGCACCCCCGUCAGGUGACUUCGUUGUCGGGUUGUGUUUGCGCGGCUUUUCUCUUAGCCCAGUGUGGUCUUUUGUUCCUACCUUUGCUUUUGUCAGUACGGAGGACUUUAUAAACCGUAGGCAGCUCCGGGCGUCCGUCGACGGAGUUGACAUCUGCACACCACGCCCCAAGUGUUAGUCAUUUUGCCAUUGAGUUACCCCCACCUCAGAUAGUCGCUCCCUGAAGGCCAAAGGUAUGGCUAGUUUCCCCCAGUGUGAAUUGCCUCCGCGGUACCAGUUUGCGCUUUUGUGAUUAAAAAACUCCCUUCUCGGCGAGUCCCUUCUCUCUCUGUCCCUCAAAUUAUCACGUCGGAUCUCUCAAUUUUGCCAACGUGCGAAAAAGUCGCACAUAGAGGAAGGAAGAGGCCGUGAAUAGAGAGAGGUAAACGGGAAGCAAUAACGAAACGGAGGUAAAUAAGAAUGCCGGGGGGGGGGGGUGAAGAACGAAGCUGCCAGAUUACGACGCCGCGAUCGAUUCUCCUGACCUCCCCGAGAUUGCUUCAACCUCUUACCUAAUGCACUCUGUCUAAUGCUUGUUGAAGUCACCUGGAGACCUCAAGCCCCCUAACGCCUUGUUCUUUUGAGGCUCCCCUAAUUUGGCAAGACAUUUGUACUUCCUCCAAGAUUGAAGGAAACCUGUUUGCUCAAAGACUUUGCGGGCCCUCGUGAGUAUUUUCUGUUUUCAUCCGAAAUUCCUUUAAUCCCAGGUACUGCCGAAAGCCUGCCUAGCCUGGGGUGUCGAACACGUCACCUACGAAGUGGACACUGAUGCCUACGGCAGAUCACGUGACACAGCAGUGCGCGACCUGCUCGCCCAAUCCAAUAUCAGCGUCAGCGAGCACAGCGGCCACACUCUGUGGAACCUAGACUGGUUGCGCUCUAAAUACACCGCUCCUCCUGCUCCGCCGAAGAGAACCACUGAGAAUGGCGACGGACCUACCAACAGUACUUCCUCCCAACAGUUGGGCGUUCCUCUGACCUACCAGAGCUUCUGCGCCCUAACUCGUCGAGUUGCACCUCAAGGACCGGCUCGUCCUCUGCCGAGCUUUGCGGAGUAUGUCAGCCAGGGGAUUGUGUCGAGCCCAGACCUGGAAGGCCUACGGGGAAGCUUUCCGGACCUUGGGUGUAGUCUCGGCGCCCCUGCCACUGUAGCUGACAUGGAUAUCGGUCCAAUACACUACAGCCGGGUUGGUGAGGACUUGUUGGACUCAACGGCCGAGAAGCAAGGACUCCUGUUUCCAGGCGGAGAAGCUGAGGCUCUGGAACGACUUCGUAGAACGGUAAGUUUCCUCUCCAGCAGCAACCUUGAAAUUUUACCGAGUUUUGUUUUCGACCUGCAAAAUCCUCCGGCUUUUAAAUUUGCCCUUUUGUUGUUGAGGCCUGAAUGAACUUACCCUGCCACCUUCGCGGUUUAAAUUCGUCGUCGUGUUUUUGUUGAACAUAUUGGGCAAAAGAUGGCCGGCAACUGACAACAGUGCUGCAGUUGGCCAAACGAAUGUCAUUUCUGGCCAUGCCAGAGAACCGACCCCAUGCGGUGCGUUCGUCCCCCCCCCCACAAUUCGACAUGACCGAGUUUGUUGUAAACAAUCUGCUCCGCUGACCCCGGAUUCGAAGUGGCCGCUGCACCGGUGUGUGUGAGAGAGAGCCAGUCUCCGGUACAGGAAACGCCCUCUCCAAGUGUUGCUGGUUCUGAUUUUUCCCGCAAGGUUGUGUGUGAUGCACCCAAUGUGAAUUAAAGUCCUUGGCGCACUUCAAUGGCACUUAUUUAAUGGUCUGUCACCAGAAUGAUUGUGUAGUACACACUUAGUCGUAGCACGCAUUUUCGCACGCUCUAAAUCAAGUGGAUCAGGUUUUCUAUGCUUUAACCGGCGAAGUCCCCUUGCAUACCACUCCGCGUUGGAUAGAUGGCGAUGUAUGUGUUGCUGGGAGGAAUCAUGGCAAGUGGGCUUUCCUGCAACUUACCUUCGUGUAGAGAUGUGGAAGUGCUCUGAGAAGCGUUUGCUUAGCAGGCGGAAUUGCGGCUUGGAAGACUUUGCUUCGACUGAGGACCGUGCCCCAGACUACGACCGACGUCACAAACAUUUGACUACUGCCAAACUUUCGGAGUACUUUUCGCCAAACGUCUUACUACUUGUGCCAAAUAAACUCAGACUGACAGUUUUCACUUCAGAGGCAGCUGUGCCAUCGCAUUCGGCUGUGAAAACAACCGUUGUCAUCUUCAGAUGACCGAUGUAAACGGUGGCUCGCCCCAAAACUCCAGGUUCCGUUCUCUUCUCUCACUUAGAACUUUUUCCCAUCUAUGACUAAGUUUACCGCGGCCAUGAGACCGACGGCGCCGUCCCUCUUCAGCACUAAGUAACUGUUCUCGACUUCAUUUGACAUCGUCUAUUCUCUGCUUGGGCGAGUUCGUGUUAAGUAACUGCUCACGAGAAUUUUUUGAAGCCUGUUCGAAAUCACUGUGGAGCUCUUUCGGUCGGAUCUUAUUUCGCAGCCGUACCUGUGGUAGACAGGCCCCAGCCUAACCCCUAACCUUAAUCCCUUACCCUGACCCCUUACCCCAAACUCUAACCCCUGACAGGUACGGCUACGAGAUGGGAUCUUGCCGCUUCUUUCUUGUUUUUGUUUACGAAGCGUAAUUUUAGAAGCCGUUAGGGCUCAAAGACACUAUCUAGGCACGGGUUCUAAUUAUGAAUGAUCUGUAGUCUUAGGUUACCUGAUCAAUGGUCUGCGCGUUGUGUGGGGCGUCCAGAGACGCAACUCUGAUAGUUAUUCGAAAGGUCUAGCUGCUUGGGGUGGGUCUCCCUUGCACCUGGCCUUCACCUAUGGCUCUACAACAGCUCUCUCUUCAUAAACCAACUGGCGCGCAUCUUCGUCUUCUGACCUGUUCUUUGGAACUCGUCUCUCCGCUCCUAUCGACAGAUUUAACUGCAACCCUUUAAAUGACUAGUAACGCCAGUCUUCUCCCUGCUAUAAUCCAGGUUUUGGCUCUCUCACUCUCCUCCCUUCUUCUCCUUCUCCUUCUUCUUCUUCUUCUUCUUCUUCUUCUUCUUCUUCUUCUUCUUCUUCUUCUUCCUCUUCUUCUUCUUCUUCUUCUUCUUCUUCUUCUUCUUCUUCUUCUUCUUCUUCUUCUUCUUCUUCUUCUUCUUCCUUUAUUAAGAUUUCUUCUCCUCCAAUGCCCAAAAGAAAACUACGCACUUUGGUAGCAUGUGCUUCUGCCGAAAUGUCUCGACUUUUUUUCCAAACUUAUUUGACAUUAUGUUUCUUCUCUCCCCUCGUCCACACUCCAGGUUACUGAACGACCAAGCUGGGUGCGUGGCUUCGCGAAGCCGGCCACCGCGCCCACUGGUCUGCCGAUUUCUACUACAGGGCUCAGUCCCUACCUGCGUUACGGGUGUCUUUCCGUACGCACCGCCUGGUGGGCCCUGAGAGAGGCUAGGAGAACCGCAAAGACCCCCGCCAGCGCCUCUCAACCCCCGGUGUCUCUGCAUGGACAGCUCUUGUGGCGCGAGUUCUUCUACCUGGUCUCUUCGGUCACACCAAACUAUGAUAAGAUUGUGGUAGGUGUUCUGCUGUCUUCAGCGUUCGCUUCUAUCCGUUUUUUUCCAUUUGGCUGUCAGAGGACCUUCAUAAGCUGCCAAGGUCGUCUGCGGUUUAUCAGCGGGUGAGGCAGUCCGCAACGCUGAUUCUCUGUGAUCGGCUGCAACCUCGCAACGUCCCGUCCGCCAUGAUAGGUGUCUACCUCUGGCUAUAAUAUGUUAAGGCGACUGUUCGUGCACGCAGGCAUAACGUCUGUACAUUAUUCUUAUGGCAGAUGCCGUAGGUGGGCUAACUCAUGAAAUGUCAACAGGAAUUCCGAAAUGCGUUUUCGUUUCGAAAAGACUAAUUAAGUGGGGUUGUAACACUAGUCAGCCUGCAACAUAAUUCUAUAAUAUUUCGGUUACCGCAGUAUGCCGGCUUUCGAAUGAACUUCCUUCCGACGGCAUGCAAAAACUACACUCUGUAACAAAGGACUACUUAGGUAGCAUGUAUAUUUAUCUCCGAUUUUCGAUGCCCCUAAAAGUCCAAUAAGAUUUCAUGGAAAAAACGCAUAAAAAUAUUCAUUCUUUCGCUCAUUCGGCAGAUAACUACGUCUUCUUUUAAUUUUAUACUCGAAGGGAGGGUAGAAUUCCGUUUUCAAAUUCUUUUCCAAUUCCCGUAUAAUUUUGAACCCGCUCUGCCGUUGCACUUGCAUUCAGGGUUUCCAAACUACAAGCCGUAUAUUUUCUGCGUACGGGAAACUACACAUUUCUAUGGGGUUCAUAAAAUUUGGCAGUGGAUUUGAUCCAUAUUGUUAACUUUACAAGCCACAUUGGUAAAUGCAGAGAAAUAACGAUUUAUGAACGGCCAUUUCAAGGUAUUUAGAAGUCCCACAAUUAGAAACUUUUUAAAACCGAGCAUAAAAUUAAGAGAAGACGUAGUUAUCUGCCGAAUGAGCGAAAGAAUGAAUAUUUUUAUGCGUGUUUUCCAUGAAAUCUUAUUGGACUUUUAGGGGCAUCGAAAAUCGGAGAGAAAUAUUGAUGCUACCUAAGUAGUCCUUUGUUACAGAGUGUAGUUUUUGCAUGCAGCCGGAAGGAAGUUCGUUCGAAAGCCGGUAUCCUACGGUAUGUGAAAUAAUAUAGAAUUAUGUUGCAAACAGAUUAGUUUCACAACCCUACUUAAUUAGUCUUUUCGAAACGAAAACGCAUUUCGGAAUUCCUGUUGACAUUUCAUGAGUUAGUUCACCUACAGUAAUUACGUUGGUGCCUUGACAAGCAAAGGCUUUACUGGCGUCUUUAAAACGAAACCUGAACUGAACUGGAAUAGCGACGAAAAUCCGAUCAGAACAUACUGGGUCUGCUGAAGAAGAUGAAGGUUAAUCGCUGAUGACGCAUGUCUUCUCUUUUGAAUUCCCGAUCUGGUCAAGAAGUAAGUGAGACAGCGAGAGCAGCGUGGAGCGGUUUCCUCGAUAGGGAAGAAUGGCCCCUGGAAGCGAUUUAUUAUAUUGCUGAAGGUUCGGCGAGUUUGGUUGACUCACCCUUGGCAAAGUGUCGAAAAUCCGAAACCCAACAGAAUUCUAAAUUCCGCAAAUAUUCCCGUGUUACACUUGAAGAGUCAAGUUGGCAAACACGUGGUUUCGGUAAUUCUUCGUCAGGCCAAUACAGUUACAUGGAGGAAUGAAAGUGUACAAUAUUAACUGUGUUUUCAGGUGUCUCAAGGGCUAUUAAGUCAUUAAAAGUCAUCUUCCCCACGUCACCCGUAUGACAAGGUCGGCGCGUUUUGGUCCUCAGAGCUAGGGGAGGGGGUAAGAGAGUCUUUGAGUGAUGCUCUUGGAUUGAUUUUUAUGGGCAAAGUCGAGAAAACAAGAUCGCACGACACCAUUAAUGGCCUCGUCUUCUACGGUCGGUACGUGGACGAUAUCUUCUGCCUGGCGGAUGGUACCACCGAUACCGAGGACCUUGUCCACAAGUUCAACAGUGCGCACCUCUCGCUAAAGCUCACUGCAGAGGCCGAGGCAGAUAGCGAAAUUGCCUUUCCCGAUGUCCUUCUGCAGAGGCAAGAGGAUGGGUCUAUCCAGCGCAGGGUGUUCCGAAAGAAAACCUGGACGGGACAAUACCUUAAUUUCCACAGUUCUGUUCCCCUAAAAAUCCAACGAAAUUUAGUCCAGGAAUUGGCGGCUAGAGUGAGACACAUCUGCCCACCUGAAGCUAUUGAAGCAGGGCUCCAACAGCUGCGGAACACACUUCGGGAGAACGGCUACUCAGAUAGAUUUAUCCUCGGAAAUAUUGGGGAACGCGCUGCAAAGCCCUCUGUUGCGACUGCGGAAAAGAAAGAGGUAUUCCUAAGAUUGCCUUUUGCAGGAGACGCAGCGAGCGAGCUAGUCAGACGGCGCUUAACUACAGCUAUCACGAGGGCAUUCUCCGCGGCAGAUUUACGCGUAUGCUUCAUAAACUCUUCCCUCCUACGUUUGGGAGGUAAAGACAGACUACCGUUGGGGGCCACACCAAUGUGCAUUUACUCAUUCACGUGCUCCUGUGGAGCGGGAUACAUCGGCCGUACAACGAGACGCCUGGUAAGGAGGGUGCAUGAACAUAUGCCCGCCUGGCAGACAGACGUGAGACCCGACCGAUUUCGAGUUCUAUUCUCGCACAUUUAAUCGAUACGAAUCACCGAGUCGAUGCCAAGGGAACAUUUCAGGUUGUUUACCGGACACCAACAUGCUUCUCUAAAGGCCUACUCAGUGGCUAUACGGCCGGCGAAUCCGGUGUUAUGCUGUCAGAAAACCCUGACACAAGCGCGCUCUCUCUGCCGUGGCCAACGCCAACCCUAAAUGAUGGCGACAUGCCGCCUCCAAUCCGUGUACUCAAUCCAAGGACAUCACUCAAAGACUCUCUUACCCCCCUCCCCUAGCCUUGAGGACCAAAACCCGCCGACCGUUCAUGCGGGCGGCGUGGGGAAGAUGAGUGUUAAUGACUUAAUAACCCCUGAGACACCUAUAACCACUGUUGAUUUUGUACAUUUCCAUUCCCUCAUGUAACUGUAUUGGCCCGACGAAGAAUUACCGAAACCACGUGUUUGUCAACUUGACUUUUCAAGAAACUGAAGUGGUUUGUCUCAACACUGGGCCUCUCGCGAGUGUCUGCACGUACACACCAGGGCUGUCUGACAUUCGCCAUGCGGCUCUCCAGCUGGCCAAUCAGAUUCAAGGUCGAGUCAGAGGUAUUCUGACGUAAGACGCUUUGGCGCACCCCCUCACACACUUUGCGACGCCGAUCACGUGGACGUGCCCCCGCCCGGGUGGCAACUCUACCUCCAACCCCUUCAGUUAUUCUGUACAGGAUAUGUUUUCCUCCUUCUCUUUCCAUUCGGAACUGGGCCUGAAGGUCGUGGUAGCCAGGGUCUCACUCGCGGCAUAGCCUAUCUGUGAUCGGUUUUUCUAGCUAGCCUGCCUUGGGCUAAUCGAUGUUUAUUCUUUUGCUACUGCUUCGGACUUUUUGCGGAGGCCUGGUGGAGGGAUGCCUGGUGCGUACGAUAACUGCCUGCGCGGCUGGUCCUCAUCGCGAUCGAAGGCAGUUGAGCUUUUGUGUACGCGGUCUGAUCUGGUGACCUCUCCGCUGAGUUGACGAUUUCUGUUCACGUAGACGUCUCUGUAAUUUUCGCUCAGUUUUCUCGACGUAUUUUUAGUCCCUAUAUGUUGUUCCAUCUUUAUGUUGCAUUACGCGACAGCACACUUUGACCCGUGAUCUAUAGGUCAUAUCUAUCCUGGCAGAUUGUAACAGUCAAAAACCCGUCUCUGAGACUCCUUUAAUGUAGGGAAUGGUACACUAGGCCUCGAGUUUGGCAUUUUAGCCGUCGGCUGUUUGUUCGCUGCUUGCUUUGUUCUGUAACAUAGCUCUUGGAAGUUAUGGCGGUGCGGUCGUUCAGCUCUAUUUGUUGGCGUUCUACACUGUGUUUAAAUUCCCUGGAAUAGCGUGCUGAAAUGUAGUAUUUGCCUUUUGUGUUGGGUGGCUUUUUUGAAAACUGUAAUUUACGGUUGUCCACCUGCGCCCAUGGUAGUCGAUGAGGCGGUUUCUUGCUCAUUCCAAUCAGUUAGCCACCACUGUUGGAAGCCUGGCGGGAGGACCUUUGUUUGGAAUGGCAUUACCGACAAAGGCAAGGGAGACUGGAAUGGCCAUUUCUGCCUUAUUAGCCGUCUUCAGCCAGUCAUACUCAACCCCGAAGUUUGAUUCUGUUUGCAGGCUGGUUAACCGUAUUCUCAUCAAAUCUAAGAUCGUCGAACACCUCUGCGCAUAUAUUAUUCCUGUCCGGCAAUUAUGUUCACAGCUGCGAAUUCGCCCUGCGAGUGUAUCAGGGCUCCCGAUCAUAUAGCCAGGUUGUUUUUACACAUGCAUGAUUCUAACUGUCAUCCAAUUACUAAUCUCCGGGACCCAAUUAGCUUUGUACUUCUAACGACACAUCUAUGAUGGGCAUCCUGAUCACUUAGGCCCUUGGCAGCACACCUAACGACCCGUAAAAUGUGUUUCUUCUUACGCAGCAAAAUGUGAGGUCUGAGCGAACAUGGGGAUAUGUGAUUACGGAGUUUGUCGGAUAGAUUUCCAUGCAACAUUCCAUCCGACAUCAUUUCUGGCGUCCCGCAGAUUUUUGCAGUGAGUGUGGGUGCCUUUGAAGGGCACUCUGCCAUAUCUCCACUCGCGCGUCCAAUUUACCACUGAAUUCCAUUUAGGUAGUUUUCUCUCGGAUCCUGCCAAGCCACGAUAUUUUGGUUGUAUGAGAUAAAUAUCAGGCAGCAUUCCAGUUUUGCAAAUGUAUAGGGCAGGUAGUCGUCACGACUAUCGUUUCUUACUGCGAAGCUGCUGUUUCCAAAUAUCGGAAGUAUUUUUAAAUUUAGCACGAGAAGAAUGUGGGCUUAGAGAUCGCUCUGUCAGACAUUGGCACCUUCCCUUAACCCGUCAUCACUUUGAACACUGCAGCCUGUCACUUUGAGAACACAGCUACUCCUCAAGCACCUCGGUGACAUUUCGUGAGCCCUGCUUGCAACCCCUUGAAAAUCGGUCUUUCGCUGCCUUUUAUUUUGGCCUGUUUUGUAGAUUUCAACACCUCCGGAGCAGUUUUAAAUCGCAUCGAAAUAGUCGGUUUUUAAAUAUCCCCAGAAAUUGACUGCUAACUCGAAGUAAAGAUGCAGGCCGACAUGUGAUCAAUGGAUAUUAGUGUGGAAGUCCACUAGCCACAGCGGAUAACCGCGUAAUAUUCAUUAACUGCCGACAGACAUCUAGUAGUAUAUUUAAGCGUUACAAGAUACCAUACUAGCAGCACAGGUACUAGCCAAAAGCCCAAACAUUCGUGUUUCGCCUGUAUUCUGCCGCUGUAUGGCCCAGCUGCGAGGGAUUCGGCUCUCCGGUGCCCCUCCCCGUGUGUUUUCUGGUGGAUACUCUAGGUUAGAAAUUGUUGGUUCUUACUUUCCUCAGAAAUUAACUGCUACCUUGGAGUAAAUCAGUUUGCACUAAGGCCUAUAAGCACAGACCGGCUGAGGAGCCGAACCCCUCGUAGAUGUGUAAUGCAAAGGUAAAAUGUCGGCGAAACACGCGUGCUUGGGCUUUUAGUUAGUACCUAUGCUGAUAGUAUGUUAUCCUUUAACGCGAUGAAACAGUCCAAAUAUUUACAGGCUUUUAAAAAUAACCUUAUACAUUGAAUUAUUCGUUCGCGAUUAAGAGUAGCGUCGUUCUUUUCGGUUAAACUCGCACUGAAAAUAGAAGCGAGGAGACAAAUCCCAGGAAGCAGUCUUGAAGAAGGAGACACGAUCGCUGGGACAAGAGCUUUAUUAGCCUGACGUUUCGGAUUCCUGCUCGAGCCCAUCAUCAGAGACGACAGCAGAUACGGGUGCUUCAAGCACAAGGGGCUGCAGUAUUUGUAGGAUGCAGUCGCCAUACUACCGCACACCUGUGGAUAUUUACGGCUCCCCCGUUCAUCCAGGAUCGUCACGCUUGGGGUGGUAAUUGUUUGAUGGCCGACACUCUCGUCGUUAAUUGCUACAAUUUCAUCACGUGCGUUGAAUGCUAGUGUGAUGAUUGCUUGACCAUCUGACCCACCAUCUCAGCACCGAGUGCGGAAGGGGAAGUUCAUCGCACUUGUUAAUGGACCGGGGGCCAGUAAACCAUGAUUCAAGUAGCUGCAGGCCCACGCAGUUGUCACCUCUAACGAGAAUUUCGGCCUCGUAGAAUUUGAAUGUAUGGCCAGAUCUCGUCGAAUGAGCCGCAACUUGAGAGCUGGCGUCAUUUCUCCGCACCGCUGCAGCGUGUUCGGCCAUUCUCGUUCGGAUCUGUCUUCCUGUUUCUCCGACGUAGUUGCUUUGUCCGCAACUGCACCAGAUCCGAUAAACGACUUCAGGCGUUUCUAGCCGUGGCAGCGGGUCUUUCAGUUUCAUUACCUGACGCCUUGUGCAUGAACCACCCGUAUCUGCUUUGUCUAGAUUGAUGGAUUCGAGUGAGAAUCCGAAACGUCAGGCUAAUAAAGCUCUUAUCCCAGCGAUUGUGUCUCCUUCUUUAACCUCGCACUGCCAGGACGUUUCAUGAAGUUCAGCUCCUUGGAGGUUGUAAACGCUCGAUAACUGCUUCCGGCAAAAACGAGGCAAUAUUGCUAAGGAGGCCGUCUUUAAUUCCCAAAUGUCUUUGUGCCGGGGGACGUUGGAGUGUGUGUGUGCGCGGUCUGGGAUAACGGCAACCGGAUUGGCAAUGGAGAGCGUGGGAAGGAUAGGAUAAGCGAUAAACAGUCGGGGUGUGGAAGGGGAGGGUGAUACGCAAUGAACAUCAUCGUGGGCGUGGGGUCGUCAGAUCUGUGAAGGGAGUCGGGUUUGGGGGGGGGUGGGGGGUGAUGGAGACCAGAAGGAACUAGCUAGGGCAUGCCAAGCACGAUAAUUGUUGAGCCGCAGUGAAUGUUGGACGCACGACACUGGAUGGUUGGGAGAUGAGUGAGGGGUCCGUUCGGGGUGGGGGCGGUCAGGGGUUAUUUUGUGUGGACUUAAUAUCAAUGCCAAUACAAGACCGAGCACUCGUGAUCCACCCGCUUGCACAGCUCCGACUUCAUUGGUUCUUAUUACUGCUGUCCUAGGGCAGUGUACCAGACGGGCUGUCCAUGCGCGGUAGGCGGCCCUCAAAGCGAACGCUAGAUUCACAGUGCGAACUGUCCCCUGACAAGUGCUUCGGAACUGAACUUCCGAGCAUUUUCCGUCCUCAAGAAUCUCGUUCCGGGUUGAACUGGAUUAUAGCUACCCCCCCCCCCCCUGAAAAUGCCGUCCACGUUACUUGUCAUCUGGGCUACGUGGAAUCGAGGUUCUUUGAGCGUGCACGAAAACAACCAAUUCGAUUUUCCUCCUCCUUCGGUCGUCAUGCCCGACGAUGAGGGAGGCACAGUGACUUGUUCGUGGAUAAGUUUAAAGUGAUAGUGGACUUUCUCUGCAACUAUCGCACUCCCUCCUCCUCCCAACCUGGGCCCGGUGUGAGGACAUAGUCAAGGAGGUCAGAGGUGGGGGAGGGCGCAGGUAGCUCGCACGACUGGACCUGCACCUAGACGUGCCACUGCCCUUUGGUCACAACAACCACUUGACCAGGAUUUUAACCAACAACAACAGCACCACAACGGACCAGAAGGAUGACUAGGAUGACGUUACGCAGCCAUACUCACGACCUGUAUACCCCGUUCGAGCUCAAACGCAUCCACCAGCAGGGAACCAGGCGCCAGAGAACUGCUGAUUCUGGCAUAGCAGACGCCUAAAAUCCUUCAGGACUGCGCUGUACAGCACAUACGGUACACUUGUUCUUAUGUAGGCUGUAGUUUGGCACAGAGCUGAGCCAUGGCUCCUACUUUUCCUCCUCCCAGGUGCCUCUAAUGGUACAAACAUUCUCACGAACACUAACGCUUUACAGGUGGUCUGGAGAACUAUUUCAGGGGAGUUCGGAGAGUGUAGGUGGUUCAACCCGCGUUGUGUGACUGACCAAUUUUCUUUGCGAGUGGCCAGUGUACUUGCAUUCACAAUCGCGACAGAACAGGCACACACUGUCGCCAACCCCUGACCAACUGAAGGCGUCCUGUCUAUGCGCGCCACGUCUACUUGUGCUGGCGAGUUUGCAUGUAGUUACUAGUGCAGGUAUGUUGGACACCCCCCCGAAGAGAGUUGGCAAAUUGUUCAGCCGAGCGCAUGUCAUGGUGACUCAUGGUGGCGGAGCUUGCUCCGUAGUCCGGCCGCAAAGCGCCUGUCAGGGGCAAUUCGCACUGCGAAUCUAGUGCUCGCUGGGACGUUGUCGUGCAGCGGCGGCCAACGAAAUCGGAGCUCUGUAAGCAGGUGAAUCACGUGUGAUCAACCUUGCGCUGUCCUGAUAUCAGUUCCACUCAAAAUAGCCCUCAGGCUUCCCCUCGCCGCCGGCCCCCUUAUCUAUACCCCAACCACCCAGUGUCGUGCGCCUACUAUCUUAGUUCAUCACUUAUCGUGUUUGGCUCCCCCCGAACACCACGUUCCUUCACUGAUCCGACGCCUCCCCAUACCCAUGAUGUUCGUUGCGAGGCGUGCCGUCUCUCUCUCUUCCCUCCCCCUUAUAGAGUUUAUCGUUCAUCCAACUCCUCCCAAGUUUUCUGUUAUCCCUCAUGAUUCAUAUUGACCCAGCUGUGAAAAACUCGGCGCCUCGGUGGGAUUCGAACCCACGCAGUAAGGGGAAGGCUUUAGUACAGCCAACGCUUUAAUCACUUGAGCUACGAGGCCCCGCCGGACGACGCGAGUUUAAUCACAUUUGGGUCAUGAAGCAGUUAUCCAAGGGGGUGUAGCAAAUUGAUGGCGUCAAUAAAUGUGGCAUCCGUCGCCAAUUUCGCGUCAUGCGCAUUCCUUACGAGAGAGAGAGAGAGAGAGAGAGAGCGGGGGGCAGGAUUGUUUCAAACACGCGACAGACUGAAGUGAUCACUUCUGGCUUGUUACCAUCAUGGACGUUCAACUGAAAUUUCUCGACGGCUACGUUACACGGCCCCAUGCAACUGGCAAGUGAUAAAUAGAAGACAGACCUCUGGAGGUAAUUGGGGACGAUGACUGCUGGAGUCCUUCGGUAGCAGCUAUAUAUGGCUUCCCUGCAGUCCAUAGUCUGCCCGAAUGCGAUUAGUUUGUACCCAGCACGAAUUUUCCGAUUGUCUGAGGCCUUUCAAACACAUUCUCUGGGUAACGUCACGGACGAUGUUGUGACUACAAGGGAGUCGAUGGGUGUUGCUACUGCGAACAGCCGCAUUGCCGUUAGUCAACAUUUUAUGCGCUCUUUUCGUGUGAUUUCCACUAGGAGGGGCCUUUUCCCUCGGGUUUUGCACCACAAAAGAUUGUGAAAUAAGCUCUAAACCCGCCUUAUACACUGUCGCGGGCUGAUUUUGAUCGCAUAGUCUCUCUGUCAUCCACGUUGAUCUAACUGCCGCGCUACUUAAACGACGUAUGCAAUCCCGGUAGAUUGCAUAUUGCUAUUGAUUUUCGAUGCUCUUGCAAAUUCAAAUAUAUUUUAGGGAAACCACAAACAAAAUUAGGCUGUCUUUUAGUCUUUUGACAGAUAAUCACGACAUCUUUAUAUUUCCCACCCGAAGAUGGAGUAUAAUUAGGUUUUAAAAAGUAUAUUAUUAUGAGAUUUUUCAAGACCGCGCAAGGUUCAUUCACAUAACAUCUAACCUGUCGGUGUAUCACUGCUCGUCAUGAAAUGUACAACAUAGUCUGCAUCCAUUGCAAAAUUCUGUGGACUCUAUACGAUAUCUUUCUAAAGGCAUGUAAGAAUAUGUGAUUUUCUGUACGCAGAAUGUAUGCAACUUGUAGACUAAAACCACUAAGAGCUAAUACAACCACUGAUCAUCCUCCAAAUUAUUCGGCAAUCAUAAAAACUUUUUUUAACACCUAGUUAUACUCCUUCCUAGGGUGUAAAAUAUAAGGAUGACAUGAUUCUCUAUCAAACGACUAAAAGAAAGCUUAUUUUUGUUUGUGGUUUCUCCAAAAUAUAUUUGAAUGUGUACGACCAUCGAACAUCAAUAGUAAAAAUGCAUGCUACUUAAGUAAUCAUUUUUUGCCGAGUACGCUUCCCACAGGGGAUUGAAAUGCGGUUUAUUCAAAAGCUGACACCCUGCCAAGUCCGAAAUAUUAUAGAAUUAUACUGCCAGAUAAUCGGUAUUACAGCUGCGCCCAAGUAAUACUUUCUAAUCCAAAACGCAUUUCAGAAUUUCAGGCAACAGUUCGUGAGAUCGGUCACGCACUGUAUAAAUGUUUAUAUAAUAGUAGGGGGUACUCACCGAUUUUUCUUACGGAACUCACUCGUUCCGUUAAGCCUUACGGGCUCUCCCUCUCUUGAGCCCAACCAGCAGCCGCACAGCGGCGCAUGAUAUAGGCAGUAUGAUAUUACCGACAAAUACAAGGGAGACUGGAAUGGUCAUUUCUGGCUUACUAGCCGUCGUCAGGUAGUCUUCCCCAAGCCCGAAGUGUGGAACACCCGAGGCUCGAACUCGCGACCUGUUAGGUAGUAGUCAACUCCUCCAACCAUUGGGCCACGAUCCCGUUGCCCUGUCGGUUUUAAUCGUGAAUAUACAAUGGUGGAGGAACGCUCACCGAUCGUUCUUACGGAACUCACUCGUUCCGGGCUCCCUCUCUCCAGUCCAACCAGCAGCCACUCAGCGGCACAUGAUAAAGGCGGUAUGGUAUUAUAUGUAUGUUAUGCUAUGGUUUGUAUAUAUAUAUGCAAAGGUUGAGAAGCAUUCAUUGGUCGCGUUACGGAACUCACUCGUCCCAUUAUGCCAUGGGGCUGAAAGGCCGACCAACAAGGACAAGCGAGACUGGAAUGCCCAUUUCUGGUUUAUUAUUCGUCAUCGGCCUGCCAUACCUAAUCUCAGAUUUGCAACUCUUGAGGUUCGAACGCGUGUUCUUUUGGUCGGAGGACCAGCGCUCUAACCAUUGAGUCUGCAACUCGUUGCCUUGUCGGUUGCGGUAGGGUAGUUUAACUAUGAUACCUCAGAAAUUGCAGAGUCUGUGAUUGGGUAUGGCUGGCUGAUGACGGCUAAUAAGUCGGAAAUGACCAUUCCAGUCCCCUUUGUCUUUGCCAGUGAUCUACUUCUACAUAUACUACUGAUCACUGUAUGACUGCCUGCGGCGCUCUAGUCCGAGCAUAACGAAACUAGUAUGUCCAGCAGCCCGAUAGGCGAACGCACUUCCAACAUAUAUAUGGGGAUUUUAGUCAGCAAUUUUCGUGACUCGAUGCUGUGGUUGGCACCACUGUGGGUUCAUCGCUUUAUUUGUGUAUGGAGUUUCCGCUGCCUAAGUGCUGACCCUUCGUCACCUUUUUUGCGGUGAAGUUGACAACAUGUUUGCGUCCUCUUUGACCAGCUGCCUCGCAUCUGCCGGACUUGCAUUGACACGUUCACUAGUUAUUAAGACAAGUGUCAAACUCUAGAUCCUUCCCCUUUUACUAAACGCCUACACCGAAUUUCUCCUCUCGCACCAUGUAUCUGGGCUGACCUUUGCACUGCAGGGAAAUCCCAUCUGUCGACAAAUUCCAUGGGUGCGCAAUGAAGAGCUGUUGACAGCCUGGGCGGAGGCUCGCACCGGUUUCCCCUUUAUUGACGCCGCCAUGACACAGCUCCACCGUCACGGGUGGAUGCAUCAUCUGGCCCGACAUGCUGUUGCCUGCUUCCUCACUCGCGGCCAACUGUGGCAGUCAUGGACGGACGGUGCGGCCGUGUUUCAGCGUCUCCUUUUGGACGCCGAUUGGGCACUGAAUAGUGCCAAUUGGAUGUGGUUGUCCGCCAGUGCAUUCUUCCAUCAGUAUUUUCGCGUCUAUUGUCCAGUGGGCUUCGGCCGCAAAACGGAUCCUGAGGGCAAGUAAGUUAAACGGGCUCUCCUCUGAGACAUCUUCAAUACGUUUAAAGCACGCAUACCAUUUCUACUAACCAUUUUAUAAGUAACCAUUGUAAUUAAGCAUCCAUUUUAUGUAUUAUGACAGAAAUCCGACUAACCCAGGGUACCUUGGGCGUUGGACAUUUUACCCACCAGCCUGAAACACAGCAGUGAGGCCAACAGGCAAUCUUUUUUGUUAUACCACGCUAAUAAUUUGCUAGCAAUUGCAAAUAUUCCAAAAGUAGUCGCGAUAGAGUCCGCCAAAAAAUAGCAACCCCACUUUCUGAUUUGCAUGAUAUGAUGCUCAUUGCGCAACUAAAUUCGGCUAGUAAACAACUCGGAAACGGAAGGGAUAACACGUUAGUAAGGCGAAAAAAUCUACUCUUUAAGUAGCUAAUAUGUAAAACACUUAUAUUUAUGAAAUAAGACCCGGCCCUCGAAAAAACCGCAACGGAAAGAAUUUUUCUCGGCUAGGGCUGGAGAAUCGUCAGUGUCGGUAUUUUCUUUCUCUUUGAUAUUUCUCUGAAAAAAAACAUAUGAAGAGCAUGGCUAUCUUUCCGCGGAAUGUGCCAAUCGAGUAUUUCUAUAACGAACACCUUACUGCAGGUCUUUUACUUGAUCAACAAUAUGCUCAUCGCAGGUAUUCAUCGUGGAUUCUCAUUUUCUUAGUCGACGAGGUCUCAUGCGUAGGUGAGCCUAUAAUUAUGACCAAUACUUUCAUCUAUAGAAGAGGGCACGUCAGAGGGGUCAUAAUAUAAGUAUAGCCUCCCAAAGCUGACUUAUUUUUAAAGGUUUAACAAAUGUAACCUGCAGAAACUGUCUGUUCAGACAUUUGACUAAGAACGCUGAAAAAUGUUAAGUAUUCCCUCGCGUUUUAAGGACGCCCUGAGGCCCUUCGCACUGCGCCGUCAUCAGAAAGCCCACACCGAUCCUAUAGAAGAAUAAUUGCCCUCGUCGUAUUCCAGUGACCUCUGGUCACGUGACCCUAUUACGGCCUGAAUUCCCGCUGUGUCCCUGACCAUGGGAUUAGUCAACAUUACUACCGUCGUAGUUAACUGCAUCUUGACCAAGUACAAAAGCGGAAAAAUGGCAUCAAGUUUUUCUAACAUCAUUGCAAACAAUCGACGGACUGUCAUGCUGCAUAUUAAAUUAACUGCUGCAGCAUAUUCAAACUAAUACCUACCUAAGCGAGUGUUAUUUCUUGUCAACAUAAUUUUUUUAAUAUUUCUAUUGUGUUUUCGCGUAGCAGAAGACCGUCAUUUUUUGGAUGCAUUAUAGGCCCGUUUUUGCCGUUAUUAGUUAUUUUCCUAGAGUUUUCACAUAUUUUCCAAGUUGAACCGUCACCUGUUCUAUCCAUUCGUUUUUGGGCGUCUUUGUUUCAGCUUCAUCAGACACUUUCUGCCCUGUUUGAAAAACAUGCCUAAGCAGUACAUAUAUGAGCCCUGGAACGCCCCACUGGCAGUGCAAAAGAAAGCUGGUUGUGUCAUCGGUGUGGACUAUCCGGCACGGAUUGUUGAUCACCAGGAAAUGAGAGCCGCUAAUCUUGUCAAGAUGAAGGCCGCUUACGAUGCCUGUCGAACACCUGCGCACAAUCCAUCCAAAAGGGGAACUGACAUCUCUCCCACGAAGCCCGUACAACUUGGGAGUGGCAAACUCUCGGGAAACAAGCGGAAGAAAUUGUAG
Messenger RNA from Spirometra erinaceieuropaei, 19371 nucleotides. The record is from the annotation of a GenBank genome assembly. NCBI's taxonomy places the organism in Eukaryota, Metazoa, Platyhelminthes, Cestoda, Diphyllobothriidea, Diphyllobothriidae.